This is a messenger RNA of Aspergillus nidulans FGSC A4, 1863 nucleotides long. Its product is annotated as RBR-type E3 ubiquitin transferase. Gene Ontology annotation, biological process: protein ubiquitination. Gene Ontology annotation, molecular function: ubiquitin protein ligase activity; zinc ion binding; ubiquitin-protein transferase activity. Lineage: Eukaryota; Fungi; Ascomycota; Eurotiomycetes; Eurotiales; Aspergillaceae. The coding region runs from base 1 to 1863 and encodes 620 amino acids. The record is from RefSeq and is a predicted model, not a curated record. The transcript has a single exon.
AUGGAUUCGGAUGCUCUUCCAGAAGACGAGAGAUCAGAGGAGCUCUCGUCCAUUGCCGCCAUCUUCCCAGAAAUCAAGAUUGACCCUUCGUCUCCGUACCGGGCGUCACUAGAUAUACCAGUGAAACCAGCGACGCCUCUGAACGUCUGCUUCUAUCAGCGCCCGGAAGUCGGCUUUCCUUCGGUGCUUACUCCUCCAACCUCCCUCGAUGCCAGCGAAGUCGGCCUCGGCUCCAAAGCCAAGUUAGAUGACCAGUCCAUGGCGGAUACGGAAAAAGAUGUGCAUGUCCUCGCACACCUACCACCUCUUAAUCUUGAGAUUGAGCUUCCGGAAGGCUAUCCUUCGAUCAAACCUCCCAUAUUUAAGCUCAACACCAAUCCACGUUGGUUACCCUUAUGGGCCGUUUCGAAAUUACUGGACGAUGGCAAGCGUCUCUGGGAAGAAUUUGGCCGGUCUCUCGUGGUAUUCAGCUACAUAGAUCAUCUGCAACAGCUGGCAGAAACAGCAUUCGGAAUCGACGAAGCUUCAGGCGGCGAAGUACGGCUUUCGCGGGAGCUAAAGAUUGCUUUACUAGACUUCAAUAGCAAAGCAGAGCGCGAGAAGUUUGAGCAGGAGACCUUUGAAUGUGGGAUCUGUCUUGAGCCCAAGAAAGGUGUUAACUGCCAUCGUCUCUUACUGUGCUCCCAUGUCUUUUGCAUACCUUGCCUGCAAGACUUUUAUAACACUUGUAUCACAGAGGGAGAUGUUGAGGGCGUCAAGUGCCUGGCGCCUGAUUGUGGUCAAGAACAAAAUCCACCAGCGGCCGGCCAGGGUAAUAUUCGCAAAAAGCGAGAUCGGACACUUAGCCCGUCGGAGCUACUGCAGAUACCUCUUGAACAAGAAACUGUGCAACGUUAUGUCUUCAUGAAAAGGAAGAGGAAGCUGGAAGCUGACAAGACAACUAUAUAUUGUCCUCGGCAAUGGUGUCAAGGUGCAGCGCGGUCAAAAAAGCACCCUAAACCUAUUGAUCCUAUGGCAGACGAUUUGGAGGAUUCUGGGGAUGAGUCAGAAGGCCUAAUCUUUGACCCCCUUGGGGAGGAGAGCCAACUGCCCCCGAUGGCGGAUCGCUUGGCCAUUUGCGAGGACUGCAACUACGCCUUCUGCUGCGUUUGUAAGAAAGGCUGGCACGGAGAACUAUUACGGUGCUUCCCUCGGCGACAGGCGGAGCUGACCGCAGAGGAGAAGGCGACAGAGGACUAUCUCAGAUUAUACACAUCCGCUUGUCCAACCUGCGAUGCUCCCUGCCAGAAACGCAUGGGCUGCAAUCACAUGAAAUGCUUCAAAUGCGAAACACACUUUUGCUAUCUCUGCUCCGCCUGGCUUGAGGAGGGAAAUCCUUAUCGACACUUCAAUGAUCUCGCCAGUCCAUGCUUUAACAGACUCUGGGACCUAGAAGGCGGCGACGGCAUUGACCCAGAAGGUGCUGAAGCUUUGCAUCAAGUCCCCGAACAGAUGAUCUUCGACGACGGUAGUGACGACGAUGAAGAACCACAACAAUGGGUGAUGGAUCGUGAGGCUAACGAGCCGAGGAACGGACGACAGCCUCCACCACCAGCCCCAGUUCCUCCACGUGUCAACCAAGUUGGUGGAAACCGCGCUCUAGGACGCAAUGCCAACGGUCUUGAUGCAGCAGGUCGAGCAGCCGCAGCUGAGCGGCAAGCUCAGGCCCGAGCCAUGGCGGAAAUCCGAGCCGGUCGUGUCCCUGAGCGCGCUGGGCAUGAACAACCCCCCGUCCCACAUGCUGGUCUCCAGCGAUUCCUCGAACUUGUUCAGAACGACCGCGAAGAUGAAUGGGAUAGUGACGAGCUCGAAGACGGUUUUUAA